Molecule: messenger RNA, 3029 nt
Organism: Anopheles merus
Lineage: Eukaryota; Metazoa; Arthropoda; Insecta; Diptera; Culicidae
Exons: 6
Coding region: 1184-1885 (233 amino acids)
Biological process (GO): regulation of transcription by RNA polymerase II
Cellular component (GO): nucleus; transcription regulator complex
Source: RefSeq, a predicted model, not a curated record
UACUUUGUAUAAAGUGUCUAAAUAAAUACAAAAGAGCAGUUCAUAACAGUGGCGACGAGGAUGGGAUCCUCCUGCGUAAGGGGGAUCCAACAAGAACCCGCGGACGCCAUCGCGAUCGGGCCCAUCUCGUUUUUGCUGCAUCAUCGCAGCGGCCAUCGCGUUGGCACCGGUCCCCGUGCUUGCGGGACACCGCGAACGGUUUGGGUCGCCACCGCCGCCAACACCGAGGCCCCCGGCUGCCGUCCCAUCAUUGGCGACCACAUGGGCAGCCGAGCACACACUCUCGGCGACAAGGAAGGUCGUCGAGCUGCAGCCCUAGCAACGCCAGCAGCACCAGAGGUGAGGCACCUUUCCGCCUUGCUGCUGGAACAUCGGAUGGGCGUCACAUCCGCCCAUGCUGCAGCCCCAGCUUCAUCGGGCGAGGACGCAUUCCGCCCAGCUGCAGCAGCAGCAGUGCAAGCAUCCAUCGGCGACGAGCAAUACCGCCCCGGCUCGAGCUCAGCACAUCAUCGGCGAGGCAGCAAUUCCGCCGCGGCUCGAGCCCUGCCUCUCACCACGGCGACGUACCAUUCCGCCUCGGCAGCACAACAGGAUCGGCAACGCACAAGUUGCAUCGGCUGCAACACAGCAGCACACAUCGGCGCGAACGCUUUCGCCCUGGCUGUAGUUGAACAGGCGUCGCCAAUUGCGCCUCGGCUACAGCCACAGUGUCCAGAGGGGACGAGGUAGCAUGCCGUCCCGGCUGCAGUCGAACGGGCGUCACCAAAUUGCAAAUUGCCACAGCAUAAAAGAAGGGCGAUGAGCCAACGCAUCGUAGGAGGGCGAAGAACAAUGCCCAUAAUUUCAGAUCCCCCUACGCCUCCUAAGUGGCACUGCUAUAGGCCAAUGAGCUUUCUGCAGGAAACAGUUGAUGAGUCGCUGAGAGCGAAUGGUGUGAUAGAACGCUCAGAAGAAAAUGUGAUGGGGCCUCCAAUUGCCUCUUCUACGCGGUGGUCCGCAGCAGAGGGAAGGGAAUUCGCAAAAACAAGACGGUCUAUACACAUAACAAAUUAAUGAUUUUCCUAUUUUGCAAGCAUUCCUCUAAAAAUGAAAAACGAAAUCUUAUUCAACUUGUAUCGGGGCACCUGAUGCUCUGGUAGACCAAUCACAACUUCUAUAAUAAUAGAAAACAGACUGCCGGAGCAUGGGGGAAAUAGCCAGGCAUCUGGCGACCACCGUGGCCAGAUGCCAGAAAGUUUGGCACCAGCUCCGGUACAAGUACCGAGCAAUAAGGAUACGUGAGCUGGCAGCGGUCAAUAAGACAGGAUAUCCCCCUUCGCCUCCUAAGUGGCACUGCUAUAGGCCAAUGAGCUUUCUGCAGGAAACAGUUGAUGAGUCGCUGAGAGCGAAUGGUGUGAUAUAUAGAACGCUCAGAAGAAAAUGUGAUGGGGCCUCCAAUUGCCUCUUCUGCGCGGUGGCCCGCAGCAGAGGGAAGGGAAUUCGCAAAAACAAGACGGUCUAUACACAAAACAAAUUAAUGAUUUUCCUGUUUUGCAAGCUUUCCUCCAAACAGUAUAAAAAGGAUUUGAUCCGACUUGUAUCGGGGCACCCCAUGCUCUGGCAGACCAAUGACCCAUUCUAUAAUAAUAGAAGAAAGAUUGCCGGAGCAUGGGGGGAAAUAGCCAGGCAUCUGGCGACCACCGUGGCCAGAUGCCAGAAAGUUUGGCACCAGCUCCGGUACAAGUACCGAGCGAUCAGGGUACGUGAGCUGGAAGCGGUCAAUAAGACAGGAUAUAUCCCUACGCCUCCUAAGUGGCAUUGCUAUAGGCCAAUGAGCUUUCUGCGGGAAAUAGUUGAUGAGUCGAUGAGAGCGAAUGGUGUGAUUAAUAUCUUUUGUAAUAAGUAAGCGUAAUGGGGACUCCAAUUGCCUCUUCUACGCUGCGACCCGCUGCGGAAUAGGAGAGCGUCGCAUCGGAGGAAAGGGAAGAGAGUGCAGUUGGAGGCGCCUAUUACGAACGACGGGUCUACUGAGUGAGGCUAUGGAAUGCACAAAUCUCUAUUAUAAAACUCUAGUAAAGGCUGAUCAGCGUUACUUUACAGCGGAUGCUUGGAUGAUUUUUAUUUAGUUUAUUUGAGUUAGUUAGUUAGUUAGUAGUUUAUGUUUUUAGAUACAUUUUAUGGAUUUUUAUCAAUUCGCAAAAACAGGACUGAUCCAAUCGGUCCCUUGAUUGAGUUGCAGAACCAUCAUACUUAGAUAUGCCUGAAGGUCGCUUGAAUAAAUGGCAGCGAAUCCAACAACUGCGGCAGCAGUUCUGGAAUAGAUGGCAAAGGGAGUAUUUGUGCGAACUGCAAACCAGAUACAAGUGGACCAAAAUAAAGGACAACGUAAAGGAGGGAGCAUUGGUUCUAAUGAAGGAGGAUAACACGCCCCCGCAUUUGUGGAAGCUGGGACGCAUUACAAGGGUGUUCCCGGGCAAGGACAGAAUGAUCUGGGUAGCGGAUGUGAAGACAAAGAGUGGUGAGUUUAAACGUCCUGUUCAUAAAUUGGCUCUUCUUCCGGUAAUAGAUUCGUAGCAUCAACCUGGCCGGGAGGAUGUUCCAUUUCGAUGGAACGAGGGAGAUGUGCGGUCUGAGGAACGAGCGAGAAGGACGGGCUGAGGAAGGAGCGAGAGGUGCAGGAUGAGGAGCGAACGGUAGGCUGUCCGAGUGGCAUCUGUUUUGGCGACAAUUGUCUGGAACGGCGGCACCCACAAUUGUUGUUCAAUCACAUCGACACCGGCCAGAAUUUCGCGAAACCCACCGUAGAAUGCAAGCGGGCGGCUUGUGUGGUCAGACGGGCCAGAGAAGCAAGCGAGUUGCUGCUGUUCGCUGGACUAGGUUAAGGGGGAAAAGAGAGGGAAUGAAGAGAAGGAAAGAGUGAGAGAGGGAAUUAUGAAAUUUAUUUUGUGACCGAGUGGAGUGGGUCAGUCUGAUGAAAAACGCGAGGCAGUUAAGUCGCAAUUAAUAAACAUUGUGCGUUCAGUUGAAACCGUGUCCACUGAGAUGAAAUA